Molecule: messenger RNA, 891 nt
Organism: Chenopodium quinoa (quinoa)
Lineage: Eukaryota; Viridiplantae; Streptophyta; Magnoliopsida; Caryophyllales; Amaranthaceae
Product: glutathione S-transferase T3-like
Exons: 1
Coding region: 1-891 (296 amino acids)
Source: RefSeq, a predicted model, not a curated record
AUGACGUAUGAAAAUUUAAGUAGGGAUACCAUACGGGGGUCGAGCACACAAGAAGAGUCUCUUCCUUCAAGAUUGGGUGAUGAAUCUCAAACGUCUCAAACUGAAGCAGACUCGGAAGAGAUCAAUAAUCAAUCCGAGCACAUAACUAGUAAGUUGAAAUGGACUCAAGUAAAAGAUAUUGAUUUAUGCAAAAGUUUAACAACAAUUUCGAAAGAUCCGGUGAAGGGAAACGAUCAAACUAAGGAUGUGUAUUGGAAAAAUAUUGGUGAAUACUAUAACCAGUGGAGAAAAGAAGAUCCAGAGAUACCCGUUGAAAAAAUUGCAAACCACUGGUACAAAAUGAGUGGUGAUGUUAAUAAGUUUAAUGGGUACUACAUACAAUUAAAAGAAAGUCACCUAAGUGUUCAUAACGAAGAAGACAUUAUCAACAAGACCAUGGAACUAUUCUCAAGUCGUAACAAAGAUAGAAAAUUUCCUUAUUUACAUGCUUGGCAAAUCCUUCGGAAUGAUCCUAAGUGGCAAGAAUUUUCUCGAAAACAAGGUGGUCCGCGCAAGAAAUCAAAAGUUAGAUCAUCUGCUGGUAUAUCUUCCUCUUCUCACCAUGAUACAACUCAAACUGACGAUGUAGAAGUGCUCGAUGGACGUCCAAUUGGUCAAAAGGCUGCUAAAGAAGAAGCAAGAAGGAAGAAAAAUAAGAAAAAGGCAAAUGAUGAUGAUACAUGGACUAAAUUUGAAGAUCUAGCUAAGAAGAGACUAUCACUAAUGGAGGAUCACAUUCGUCAAAGUUAUUUUGAAAUACUAUGUAAAGAUACUUCGAAUACGGAUGAAAGAGCAAGGAAAAAUCAUGAACAAGUAUGCGAAUUAUUAAGGGCUAAGUAUGGAAUGUCUUAA